CUCGUCAGUCAUCCCACCGCAGCUGCCGACCUGAACGCUUCUUUCACGCUCCUUGUCCCGAAAGAAUUAUCAAGAUGACCAAAUCCUCUACAUCCGUAUCUUCUUUAAUGAUGGCAACGGCCUGUUGUUUCCUUAUGGCCACUACGGCCCAAGGGACAAUAAGUCCUUGGCUAAAUAGACCCCAGCAAUUUAAUCGUUUCUUCCUGGCCCGUCCAUUGCCGUCUGAGAAUAACUUUCAACUUGAUAACGAAUACGACGGUCGCCUUAUGGAGGAAAUACCAACGGAAAUUGUGAUAAACGGCCCGGAAGCUAGAGCGCCCGGUAGGUUGAAUAGGCCUAGUACCUUUUUGUCAUCAGGUGAUUCCAGCGCAUCUGGAGAAAGAACUUUUCAGGCGUUCGCCAAUCUCUUUGCUUCGAGGCAACUGUGCCCAACUUGUCCCGGUUGCCCGUCCUGUCCCAAUUGCCCCGCAUGCCCUUCAAAUACCUGCCCGGUAUGCCCGACGUGCACUCAGACUCAAUGCCCGCCAAUUCCGGCCGCAUGCCCCGGAACAACAAAUGCAGCUGACCCUAUUUUAAUGACAAUUAACGGCGCCACAGCUUGCACGGAUGCUGCCACGGGAGCCAACAACUUCGGUACUGGCGGCUGCACACGGGUAACAGCGGCGCCAACCGGAGUGUUCACCGUCUCCUUUACUGGUGGUGCCAAUGCCGCUGGUCCUUACCCAACGGCUUUCAUCGGUAUCGUGGCAACUUGUCCCAAUACCAAAAUCACAGUGAAAUGUGGAACAUUCGCGACAGCUGUGGUCACAACACAAACCAAAGCAAUCACAACGGGAGGUUCAGCCACGGAGGCUGGAUCUGCGAUGAUUACAGUUGGCCGAGGCACUCAAGCUAUCGACAGCGUCUCUUGUACUUGGACAGCAUCUGUUUAAAAAUUGAGGAGUACUAUUUCGUCGUCUUGGCUGAUGACCUUUUUGUUUAAGCCUUUAAAAAUACUGCUUUAUUCGAUUGGUUAGGUCUAACAGACAUUAUUUAGAUUACUUGUUCAGCUCGAAUUGUCCGGGAAUCUUAUAUUUGUAUGUGACUAUCUAUUCACGCUCUGGUGGUGGUUGAUUUCUUUAAAAAAAAUCACAAUAUACUGCACGUAAAAA
Molecule: messenger RNA, 1151 nt
Organism: Daphnia pulicaria
Lineage: Eukaryota; Metazoa; Arthropoda; Branchiopoda; Diplostraca; Daphniidae
Exons: 5
Coding region: 75-932 (285 amino acids)
Source: RefSeq, a predicted model, not a curated record